AUGAAACGACGGGAAACGCUAACACGGAUUUCCUUUUUGCCGGAAAGCAGCCUUGUAGGCACUAGCAGUGCGAUUGAGAGUUGUACACACCCGUUCAGAAGGACGAGUAGGGUGAGGAUACCCGCGUACCGAUCGCGAGCCGAAGAUCAACAGAAGAGGCUUUCCGUAGGAAGGCCUCUUCUUUUUCCUAUUGUUUUCUCCCUUCAGCGGAGUCUGACAGCGCUCGGUGAACGUCAACCGGGGCAAGAGAUUUGCUGGAACACGAAACGACCGGCGAACCGCUCCAAGGCUGCGAGCAGGGCCGGUGUGACCCGAUAUCCGGUGGAAGGUCGACGAUUCCCGCCGAGACGACAUCCAGACGCGCAGCGAGCGAAGAGGGGACUGCGAGCUUUCCUCGGAGUUGGUCACAACGGGAAAUUCCAGUUUUGUGACUCGGGCUGGCCAAUCGGUGCAGCACUUGCCAGUUCUAGUGCAGUCGAUUCCCACCCAAGUGCCGUCAGGGUUCGAACUCGCCAGCGUGAGCGGAAUCAACGGAACCGAGCAGGAGAGCACGGUCGGGACGUCGAUCGUCCGGCGCGGACUGAGCCAGGACUACGGAUGCGGAGCUGCGAAGGCGUGGCGAUAGUAGGAUGGGUGCACCCAAAGUGAGUAGAUAAGAAAAUGAUUAGAAUUAAGGAAGAAAACCUCAAGUAGGAGCUAGGGUAGGAGUAAGAGGGCGAUAUGGCCAGCAGAGCCGAAUAAAAUGUUUAUACAAUGAA
Molecule: messenger RNA, 758 nt
Organism: Aedes albopictus (Asian tiger mosquito)
Lineage: Eukaryota; Metazoa; Arthropoda; Insecta; Diptera; Culicidae
Exons: 3
Coding region: 1-648 (215 amino acids)
Source: RefSeq, a predicted model, not a curated record